CAAAUGCAAAAUGGCGCCCGCCAUAGCUUUUCGUCCGUAUUGCAAGAUGGCGCCGCUCGCUGCGGCGAAGCUCCUCUCUCAGCCCCGACUCAUUGUCCCUCAGAGUCCGCCCUGACUCCUCCUGGGCAGAAAUGGGAGGAGAACCUCGAGCGGGCCGCCGAGCCGCGGCAGGGCUGGGAGGCAGGGCUUUCUGCCCGACGAAGGUUGUCCCCCGCGCCUCCCGGCGCUGCGCUUGCCGGAGCAGCGCGUCUCCUUCCCGCACAGCCCCCGAGCCGUUCCCUCCGCGCCUCUCCUGCCCUGUCCGCGGCCGGCCCCUGUUCCCACCCAGCUCCGCUCCCUGGCGCUAAUGCCCCCUUAAAAUGCUUUAACCCAGCGCCGCGGCUCCCUCGAGAGCUGCCAGCCCAGAGCAGCUCGGGCGAGGCGGGGAAGCCGGCCGAGGUGCUGCCUCUGACAGGGCCCGAGUAUCUCCUCCAUGAUUUUCGCCGGAGAUUGGCGUGGUGGGUGCUUCAGCCAUGUAGGAGGGAAGCAGCCAUUCCCAAGAUGCUGGCAUCCUGCCUUCUGAGAAGAGCCGUCCUUACAGCUCCUUUAGUUUUCGUGGUUGCCCUGCUGGUGGCGGAGCCUGUUAGAGCUGACCAAGAAGCAGGAACAGCCAUUCCAGCUGAAAGCCGCCCCUGUGUUGAUUGCCAUGCCUUUGAGUUCAUGCAGAGAGCUCUGCAGGAUUUAAAGAAGACAGCAUAUAAUCUAGACACGAGGACAGAAACUCUGCUUCUUCAGGUGGAAAAGAGAAAUCUGUGUGACUGUGUAGCUGCCAAUCUACUGAACUGAAUCCUGGAGACACCUGAGGAGAGUCACCAAUCCAGCGGUUUUUAAAAUGCAGCUGUAUAAAAUACAGCUUUAUGGAGCUCACAUUGCAAGCAUGUAUGCCCCAAUGUACCAAUGAGAUUGGGGCCCUGUCUCUGAUGUAUUUGUCUGUUCUGUAUCUUUUUUAAAAAGUACCCUCUUUUCCCAUCUGCUGGAUUGCCAGUGAAGGCUCAAUUCGCUAAAAUCUGUUACUUGAUAUUAGGGUGGGGGGGAAAAUGUAACUGCUCUGAUUUUUAAAUCAGAACUUGCCAAGUGUAACCCCCAAGAUAAUAUUGGAGAUCAGUGCCCUAGACACAUGUGCAGCUGGUUUUUGUCUCUAAUAUGAACAUAUGUCUGUGGCAACUUACCCAGUUACAUUGAGACAUGACAUUGUGGUCUCUGUAGGCUUUGCCUGUGUAUUAAAGAUGAUGAAGUCCUUUC
This is a messenger RNA of Poecile atricapillus (Black-capped chickadee), 1281 nucleotides long. RefSeq lists its product as uncharacterized. The transcript is spliced from 4 exons. Bases 4 to 825 code for a protein of 273 amino acids. The record is from RefSeq and is a predicted model, not a curated record. NCBI's taxonomy places the organism in Eukaryota, Metazoa, Chordata, Aves, Passeriformes, Paridae.